Messenger RNA from Pestalotiopsis fici W106-1, 2004 nucleotides. RefSeq lists its product as uncharacterized. The record is from RefSeq and is a predicted model, not a curated record. The transcript has a single exon. NCBI's taxonomy places the organism in Eukaryota, Fungi, Ascomycota, Sordariomycetes, Amphisphaeriales, Sporocadaceae. The coding region runs from base 1 to 2004 and encodes 667 amino acids.
AUGGCGUCUGCUACCGGCAAUUGGCUUUCUGGCUGCUGCCCGCCAGCGCGUCACAUUACUAGGCUGCUUGGGCUUCUCCUAGUCACGAGCAGCUACAACGGCAUUGUCGAUGGGUAUCAAUUGGCACAAAAUAAAGAUGCCCGCUUCUUGGGUGCCGGUGCGGCGGGCGCGCAAGAUCCAGCAGCAGCUCCUCAGGUCAAGCAAAACCUCGUAGCACAGAUCGGCCAGCUGGCAUUCGACUUGGAAAUGGCAGCAGAGACCAGCACGUCUUCGGCCGUGGCCGCCACGGCCACGCCUCUGCUCGAGACCUUUCAGGUGGCCGAGCCGGUUCUGCUGCAGCCGGACAGCGGAACUGAGCUGUACACGGUCACCUUGAUGGAUCACCAGUUCGCCAACAGCUACGGUACCCCGUUUGUCGGCAACUAUACGCCCCCCGACUUUGACUUUGACCACGUCGUUAUCAACUUUACUGUAGAGGUCAAGGGGAGACAGUACGACCGCUGGGGCUCUGUGUACCUGGACAAUGUCGAAAUCUUUUCAACAUCGACCGCCGAGCCCACAUCGUAUGGUAUCAGCUGGACAUGGCUCAAGGAUGUGACGCCGUACCUCUCACUUUGGAAAGAACCGCAGACCCUCAUCUUUGAGCUGGACAAUGUUGUAACCGAUGUUUACACUGGCCUGCUCAACUCGACGCUCACGGCGACCUUCUUCAAGAGCUCCGUCCAGAUAGGAGGCCAAGCCCCCGCUGAUCUGAUUCUACCCGUCUCUGCAGGUAAGAGUCCAGUGACGGCAAGCUUUUGGACCUUUCCGGAUGAGACCGCCGAGACCUCGCUGCUUUUCCCCCGCAACGUGAAUCGUGCCGUCUUCUCAGCCUCUGUCAAGGCGCAGGCAAGUGAUGAGUUUUGGUGGAGCAACGUGCCCGAGUCUGCCACCGAGACAUUCGAUCUGACUGCCGGCGAGUAUCCCGGUUACUCACCUUGGAGAGAGUUCCAAGUCCUCAUUGAUGGUCAACUGGCGGGUGUACACUGGCCUUACCCAGUCAUCUUCACCGGAGGAGUAGUGCCACAGCUUCACCGGCCUAUCGUGGGCAUUGAUGCAUUCGACCUACGCGACCACGAAAUAGACAUUAGUCCUUGGUUGCCUCUUCUCUGUGACGGUAACAAUCACACUUUUAGCUUGAAAUUGGUGGGGUUGGUAGAUGAUGGAACUUCAAGCGCCAGCUUGUCAAACACUGUCGAAAGCAGUUGGUACAUUGUAGGCAAGGUGUUCCUCUGGCUCGACGACGAAGAUUCAAUCACUACUGGCACUAUCGAAACAAGUACGAAUGAGGAUCCAACGAUUGAGUUUGUUCAGAUCAUCACACAAAACGUGACAGGAUAUAACCAGACUCUCGACUACAAACUCGUCGUCAACCGUGAUUUCUCCGUUACCUCACAGCUCAGCACGCAAAAGGGCAACGGCACGGCCACGUGGACGCAAAGCCUGUCAUACUCCAAUAUUGGUGGUAUUUACGAUUAUGGAUACGGUGGUAUCAACGCCUUUUCGACCACCGGACUUGAAACAGCAGUAGUCCCCGGCUGGGACUAUAAGACGAGCUUCGAGUAUCCGCUCUACUGCAACACCACUACGACGUAUUUGCCCGAGGGUAACCUGACCUUGUGGGCGGAGCUGAAUCAGGGGCUGAAACUCGAGGUCCAAGGCAACACUGUUUAUGCCACGGGGCUCGAGGCUUUUGAGGCUGAUGGUAAGACUUGGGCUGCCAGUGUAAUAAACACGGAAAGAAACGGUACAGCAAACUACUCGCGUUAUGCCGAUAAUACCGUCACGACUGGUAUCGGACAGACGCACCAGAUCUUCUACCUGUAUGGGCUGGCUGGUGAUGGGGACUAUUCGUCCACGGGUGAUGAGCUUUACUACAGAGAUGUGUCGGCUUAUAAUAACAGUGUGACCGCUGACUACGAAGUCGUGGCAGGUCAGGUUGUCCGUGACGAAAGCAGUACAUAA